UUUAUUGUUAUGCUUCCUUUAUACAGAAGUAGGGAAUUAAUUGCUUAUUUUCUGAAAAUUUCUACAACUUUUUCUCUUCCUAAUCUGUGUUUCUGUUCCUUAUCUGUUCAAAAGGAGAAGAAACUAAUUCCUUCAGAUUUUAUUGAAAUAUAUAAUAGGGAUCAAUGGUCAUUGGAAAUCCUUUCAAACUUUAUUGCAGAUUGUAAUAUUCAGCCAGACUUCAUCUCACAAGAUGAAGAAUGUCAACUUUUACAAGAAAUCGAACCUCAUAUGAAAAGAAUGCGAUGGGAGGAAGAACAUUGGGAUCAACAAAUUCAUCUUUAUCGCGAAAGAGAACAACUCAAAAUUUGGAGAACUUCAUUCCCAAAUUCAACGAGAAAAUCUCCUUAUGUUCAUAUUUUGGAUUUACAUGAAUGUGGGUUUAUUAGGCCUCAUGUGGAUGAAUCUAGAUAUUGUGGUGGAAUAAUAAGUGGCUUAUCCUUACUGUCUACCUCAAUAAUGCGGCUUGUUCAUACAAACCCUCAAUUGUCAAAUAUAUACAAGGCUGACUUAUUACUUCCAAGGCGCAGUCUUUAUCGACUAACUGGUUUAGCCCGUUUUGAAUUUACUCAUGAAAUCUUAGCUAAUGAAGAGAGUAAUUUUCGUGGAAAGUAUGUGCCGAGGCAAAGGCGAAUUUCUGUUAUCUGCCGAGAAUUUCCAACAUCUCAAAAUGAUGUUACGUCUUCAAAACCAGAAAAUCAAAUGAAAAUAAUUCCACAAUCAGAAUAA
Molecule: messenger RNA, 768 nt
Organism: Meloidogyne enterolobii
Lineage: Eukaryota; Metazoa; Nematoda; Chromadorea; Rhabditida; Meloidogynidae
Source: the annotation of a GenBank genome assembly